This is a messenger RNA of Hemicordylus capensis (graceful crag lizard), 4771 nucleotides long. It is a transcript of the gene TTC21B, whose product is annotated as tetratricopeptide repeat domain 21B. Gene Ontology annotation, molecular function: identical protein binding. The coding region runs from base 210 to 4196 and encodes 1328 amino acids. The transcript is spliced from 29 exons. The record is from RefSeq and is a predicted model, not a curated record. Gene Ontology annotation, biological process: intraciliary retrograde transport; protein localization to cilium. NCBI's taxonomy places the organism in Eukaryota, Metazoa, Chordata, Lepidosauria, Squamata, Cordylidae. Gene Ontology annotation, cellular component: intraciliary transport particle A.
UUUUAUUGUAGCAUAUGCUUGCAAAUGGCAAAAAGGUCGAAUAUGAAACGGUUGUAGGCAGCGGGGAGAUCAAUAGGAAGGCGACGACCUCCUUCGCUUUCUGGCGAGUUCUCCCUUCCCUCCUCUGCCUCUCCUCAGGCCCCACCUCCUGACGCGCCUGGAGGAGGAGGGAGCUCUUGUUGUAUUGGCAACGAGGAGGGUUGCGUUGGAUGCUGCUGCGGCGGCUGCUCCUGCUUCCGGCGGCCAUGGAUUCUUCCUUGCUGCAGGCUUUAAUUAAUUAUUAUUGCCGGGAAGGCUAUUUUCGUCAUGUCCAAACAGUUGCAAAUGAAGGCAUUAAGCUGUUUGGCAGUGACCCGGUGUUCAUUUUCUACCGUGCUUAUGGCAUCCUGAUGGAAGGGCGCAUUCAAGAGGCUCUUGCUGAACUUGAAUCUGUUAAAACCAAGCAGGAUGUAUCUCUCUGCACAAUGAUGGCACAGAUCUAUGCUCAAAAAAAGAGCCCACAUCCAGAUCGUGAAGUGAUUGUGGAGCUGGAUAUGAAGUUGAAAGAGCAACGCAAGCUAGCAGGACAGCAGGCUUUGUAUUUUGCAGGCUUGUUCUUGUGGCAUGUUGGCCGCCCUGAGAAAGCCCGUGAAUAUGUUGACAGAAUGAUUAAGAUCUCCAAUGGCAGUAAAGAGGGAUUGAUUUUGAAAGGAUGGCUUGAUGUCACCUGUGGGAAAGAAACAAGUAUUAAAAAAGCUAUUAAAUAUUUUGAUGAAGGAUUGCAAAAUGGGAAUGAUAUCUUUGGCCUGAUGGGUAAGGCACAAUAUUUUGAAGUGCGGCAGAAUUAUUCAGGAGCUUUGGAAACUGUGAAUCAAAUAAUAGCCAACUUCCCAAACUUCCUCCCUGCUUUUAUAAAGAAAAUGAAGCUGCAGCUGGCAUUGCAAGACUGGGAACAGGCAACUGAGACUGCACACAGGUUGUUGCAGAAAGAUGAUCUUAAUUUGGAAGCUAUAAAAAUGAAGGCUAUUCAUUCUUUGUGCAGGGAAGGAAAUAUACCUGAAGCUUCAUCAAAGUUGGCAGAUCUGAAUAGUGCAUUGGAGAAGCUGGAACCGCACAAUCCUCAACUCUUCCGUAAAACAGCAUUGGUUUUCAGCAGAACAUGUGGACGCAAUCAGACCAUCCUUCAGCAAACUCGUUCUUUGGUGGAAAGAGCAUUCACCUUAGCCUCUCAAGAUACAGAUAUUGCUACGGAACUUGGUUAUCAGAUGAUUUUACAAGGGAAAAUAAAGGAGGCUGUAAAAUGGUACAAGACUGCCAUGGCUCUUGACGAGACAAGUGUUCCUGCACUAACUGGUAUUAUUCAGUGCCAGCUAAUGGAAGGAAAGUUAGAAGACGUAGAACAGCAGCUGGAGUUCUUGAACGAAAUCCAGCAGUCUAUCGGAAAAUCAGCAGAAUUAUCAUAUUUGCGUGCAAUGUUGGCUAUGAAGAAACAUCAAAGACAAGAAGAUGUUAUCAGUUUGUUGAAUGAUGUCCUUGAUGCUCAUUUUUCUUCUUUGCAAGGUUUGCCUCUUGGAGUGGAAUAUUUUGAAAAAUUGAAUCCUGACUUUUUGAUAGAAAUUAUUAAGGAAUACCUUAGUUUUUGCCCAACACAGCCUGCAGGUCCAGGUCAGCCCCCUUCCCCGCUCCUCCAGCCAUGUGCAUCAGUCCUCGAAACUGUGGUAAAAACUGUGCCCGGACUCCUGGAAGCUGCCUAUUUAGUUGCAAAGGUGAAGUAUUUGGCAGGUAAUCCUGAAGCAUCCCAAAGUAUCCUGCAGCACUGCAUAGAGCAAAAUCCUUCAUAUGCAGAUGCUCAUCUUCUUAUGGCUCAAGUUUAUUUGUUGCAAAACAACUUCAAACUCUGUUCUCAGUCUCUGGAACUCUGCCUAAGCUACAACUUUGAGGUUCGGGAGCACCCUCUAUACCACUUAAUAAAGGCUCAAGCCCAAAUAAAGAUGGGUGAAAUAGCAGAAGCCAUUAAAACAUUACAGAUGGCAAUGAAUUUACCUGGGAUGAGAAGAGGUGCAUCUUCCUCAAAAUUGAAAAUGAAAAGGAUUGAUGUUGAUGGAAAUUAUCGUGUGUCUCUCUAUCUAGAACUGGUGAAUGCUCAUCGUUUGAAUGGUGAACAGCACGAAGCCAUCAAAAUACUCCAGGAUGCUAUCAAUGAAUUUUCUGGUACUCCUGAAGAACUGAGAGUCAUGAUUGCUAAUGCAGACCUAGCUCUUUCACAAGGAGAUGUUGAAGAGGCUCUGACUAUGCUCCGAAAUAUAACACCAGAGCAGCCUUACUUUGUCCAAGUCAAAGAAAAAAUGGCAGAGAUUUAUCUUCAAUACAGGAAAGAUAAGAAGUUAUAUGUCAGCUGUUACAGAGACCUGGUGGAGAAACUGCCAAGUUCUCACACAUUUCUUCUUCUGGGGGAUGCAUACAUGAAUAUCCAGGAGCCUGAAGAAGCCAUAGAAGUGUAUGAACAGGCUUUGAAGAAGAAUCUUAGAGAUGGGGCGUUGGCUAGUAAAAUUGGGAAUGCUCUAGUCAAGACUCAUAACUAUUCAAAGGCAAUAAAUUAUUACGAAGCUGCUAUGAAAACCGGCCAACAGAAGUUCCUCUGUUACGACUUAGCUGAACUAUUGCUGAAACUGAACCACUAUGAAAAAGCAGAAAAAGUCCUCCAGCAAGUUUUAGAUCAUGAAUCUGUAAAUGAUUUGUCUUCUCUGAUGGAGGAUGCCCGUUAUCAGGUUCUUCUUGCAAAGGUUUACAGUAAAAUGGAGAGGAUGGAGGAUGCUAUUGCUUCAUUGCAACAGGCUCGAGAAUUGCAGGCCAGAGUACUGAAGCGGAUUCAGAUAGAGCAGCUGGAUGCGGUUCCUGUGCAGAAGCAAGUGGCAGCUGAAAUUUGUGCAGAGAUAGCAAAGCAUUCAGCAGUCCAGCGGAACUAUGAGAAAGCAAUUAAAUUUUACAAAGAAGCUCUUGUUCAUUGUGAAACUGACAGCAAGGUGAUGCUAGAACUUGCACGUUUGUACCUGGCACAUGAUGAUGUGGAUGCUUGCCAGCAUCAGUGUGCUGUAUUGCUGAAGAAUGACCCUGAUAACUCUGCAGCUACCAUGAUGAUGGCUGACCUUAUGUUCAGGAAGCAGGACUAUGAACAAGCAGUCUUUCAUUUCCAGCAGCUUUUGGAUCGCAACCCUGAUAAUUAUGCAACAUUGUCACGUUUAAUUGACCUUUUAAAAAGAGCUGGAAAACUAGAAGAAGUUCCAAGAUUCCUGGUAAUGGCUGAGAAACAUUCCCCCAGAGCAAAGCUUGAUCCAGGAUUUCACUAUUGCAAAGGAUUGUAUCUUUGGUACACUGGUGAACCAAAUGAUGCACUUCGACAUUUCAACAAAGCACGGAAGGACAGUGAUUGGGGACAGAAUGCCAUUUAUAAUAUGAUUGAAAUCUGCUUGAACCCAGACAAUGAAACAGUGGGAGGUGAAGUGUUUGAAAACCUCAAUAAUGAUACUGACAGUUCCACAGAGAAGCAAGAGUCAGUGCAGUUGGCUGUGAGAACAGCAGAAAAACUCUUAAAGGAACUGAAGCCCCAGACAGGUCAAGGUCAUGUACAGCUUCGCAUCAUGGAAAAUUACUGUCUUAUGGCAACCAAACAAAAAUCGAAUGUUGAGCGAGCACUAAAUGCCUUUACAGAAGUAGUUGUUGCUGAGAAGGAUCAUGUCCCAGCGCUUUUGGGAAUGGCCACAGCGUACAUGAUCUUAAAGCAAACCCCAAGAGCAAGAAACCAGUUGAAGCGCAUUUCAAAAAUGAAUUGGAAUCCCAUUGAUGCAGAAGAGUUUGAAAAAAGUUGGCUUUUGCUUGCUGAUAUUUACAUUCAGUCUGCAAAAUAUGACAUGGCUGGUGAAUUAUUAAAGCGGUGCCUACGUCAUAACAGGUCCUGCUGCAAAGCAUAUGAGUAUAUGGGAUACAUAAUGGAGAAGGAACAAGCAUACAAGGAUGCAGCUGCAAAUUAUGAGAUGGCCUGGAAGUAUGGAAACCAAACAAAUCCAACAAUAGGUUUCAAGCUGGCAUUUAAUUACCUGAAAGCAAAGAGAUACAUUGAUGCAAUUACUGUUUGUCAUAAGGUUCUAGAAGCACAUCCAAAUUAUCCCAAAAUCAGAAAAGAAAUACUUGAUAAGGCCCGCACAUCUUUAAGAACUUGACCAGUGUUAUAAGUAGUAUUUAAUUACGGAGAAAAAAACACUACAGUACAGAAAAAAGGGGUCAUAGAAACAUCUGUGUGGUUAUGGAUCUUAUUUAUUUUCCAGUGGGGGGGGGGAAGCAUAGAGAGACUACUUUUAAAUUUAUCUCUCUUCUAGAAGAGGAUGCUGUAGUACUUAGGGUUCAGUAAACACAAAAGAUAAUGGGUGUCUGUUACUGUCCACCUGUAGGUAUUGGCUGCAAUCCAAAUAAAUCACUUCCAAGCAGUCGGAACGUUCUUUGAAGAUUUAUCUGAGGCAGAGAAAUCUUCAGAGAAUGUUUCCAGCUGUGGCCAUGCUUCCUUCCCCUUUGUAUAGGUGAUUUAUUGGAAUGUGCCCAUUGUUUUAAAACUGUGUAUAAUCAGAAUCCUCAAAAGCAGCAAAAAAGGAGAGGGGGGGGAAGCACCCUCCUAGAAUGCUUUAUCUGUUUCACUGAGUUUUAUCUAGCUAUGUUAUUUGUAUAAAAUGUAUUUUUCUUUGCUGGAAAGCUAGUCUAAGCAAAUUAAUAAAUUCUUCUUUUUUUCUAGUGGUUUACUUUA